AUGGCUCUCCUGCUAUUUACUAUUUUAUCUCUUUGCCCUUUUCUUUUUAUGGCGGCGCCCCAAGCCCCCGAAAUAAACGACCAAUUCGACACAAAAAAGCCGGAAACAGUUACACAUAUUAACAAAUCGAAACUCUCUUACAUAUCCGAGGAGAUUGACAUCACAGAAAAAGACAAGAAGGUCACAUUUGAAAAGAGAGACGUACCAAAAUACAAAAUUACAUUUUACAGAAUUCUAACGGCGCCGUUAGCCAGGCUCAUAACGGAACCGAAAGUCGUUAUGGUACUGAAAAAUAUUGGGACGUGUAUUGUGAAUGGCGUGAUGGAAAUUAUUUCCUAUUACUUUCCUGCGCCUUUCAUGCCGUUGAUAGCGACCGCCGCGGGUAUGUUAAUACCCUUUGAACCAGUUGUGACUUUACGGCGACGAAUGCCAGUUACGAGUUAUCGACGGGCGUUUAAAACUGCAGUCAGUAGUUUUCUUAACACGUUUGAUGAGUAUAAGGUUGAUGAAGAUGAUCCGUAUAUGACAAGGCGGUUUAACAGACGAUUUUUAAAUCAUCUUUCAGAAGAAAAGAAACCAUAA
Molecule: messenger RNA, 582 nt
Organism: Pieris macdunnoughi
Lineage: Eukaryota; Metazoa; Arthropoda; Insecta; Lepidoptera; Pieridae
Source: the annotation of a GenBank genome assembly